This is a messenger RNA of Camellia sinensis, 2576 nucleotides long. RefSeq names its product lysM domain receptor-like kinase 3. Lineage: Eukaryota; Viridiplantae; Streptophyta; Magnoliopsida; Ericales; Theaceae. The record is from RefSeq and is a predicted model, not a curated record. Gene Ontology annotation, molecular function: transmembrane receptor protein kinase activity; ATP binding. Gene Ontology annotation, biological process: innate immune response; protein phosphorylation.
GUCUUUAGCUAGGAAAGGGCUAAAAAAUGCUCUGUUCACAGUCCUCUCAUUCAUUCUUCCUCAAACAACUUCUUCUUCUUCUUCUUCUUCUUCUGUACUUGAAACCCUCUUGUUUCCUUCUUCAUCAUCUUCCUCCUCCUCUUCCUUCCCCCAAUUUCAUCCAACUCCUCAAAUUCACUCUAAGUUCAGCAAUUUCUCUAUCAUAUCAUAUUCCACCAAAAACCUGGUUCCCAACUUCACUGAUUUUCUCUAUUUCACUCUAUUUUACUCAUUUUACAAAGAUUUAAUCUUUCCACAAUGAAUCUUACAGGAAAAUCUUUCUGGGUUUCUCUGUUCUUUCUUCUCCAAUCACACUUACUCUGUUUUUCAUACCCUACUCCAUUGAACUGUUCAGACACAACUCGCUUAUGCACAUCGUUUUUAGCCUUCAAGCCCAAUUCAAACGAAACCCUAGCGGUGAUUCAGAGCAUGUUCGACGUGUUGCCCGAAGACUUGACAUUCGAAGGCAACGGCCGAGACUAUGUGUUUAUUCGGAAGAACUGUUCUUGUUUUCGGAGUAUUAAGAAGUACUUGACUAACACUACAUACACUGUGAGAGAAAAUAGUGGAUCUGUGUAUGAUGUGGUGGUUGAAGCCUAUGAUGGGUUGGCUUUUUUCCCCAAUAAUAUGAAGGCGGCGCGUGCUCGGGCGGUGGUGCCUCUGCGGUUGUUCUGUGGGUGCUCCAGUGGGUUGUGGAAUUACUUGAUGAGUUAUGUGAUGAAAGAUGGGGAUAGUAUCGACUCCUUGGCGAGUCGGUUUGGGGUUAGUAUGGGUAGUAUUGAGACUUUGAAUGGGAUUGAUAAUCCUGAUAAUGUCUCUGUUGGUGCACUUUAUUAUGUGCCAUUGAAUUCAGUUCCGGGUGAGACAUAUCCUACAAAGAAUGAUAUCCCUCCAGCUCCUGUUCCAGUACCAAGUGUUGCAGUAAAUCAAGUGAAUCAUAAUGCUCACAUGCCAUAUGUGUGGAUUGUCGGGAGUUUGGGGGUUGCUCUGGUUCUGCUCAUUCUAGUUGUAGUUAUUUUUGUUUCUUUGAGAUCAUCAGGCUGCUUUUCUGAAACCGAAGGAAGUGGUGAAAAAAAUCUUGAUGGGAAGAUUUCUCAUAAGUUCCAUAAUCUUCGAAACACAAGCUUCUGUUGUGCUUCUGGGAGGUACAUCUGCUGCAAAUCUGGGGAUUGGAAGCGAACUAGUGGAGAAUCUAGUGACCACCAGAAAAACAUUUCAAAAGCCAUAGGGGCUGAUCUUUUUGACGUGGAGAAGCCUGUGGUUUUCUCAUAUGAAGAAAUUCUAUCUUCUACUGAUGGUUUCUCUGAUUCAAAUCUUCUUGGGCACGGAACUUAUGGCUCUGUGUAUUAUGGCCUCCUCUGUGACCAAGAAGUUGCGAUCAAAAGAAUGACUGCUACAAAAACUAAGGAAUUCAGGGCAGAAAUAAAAGUGCUUUGCAAGGUUCAUCAUACAAAUUUGGUAGAAUUGAUUGGUUAUGCGACAAGUGAGGAUGACCUUUUCCUCAUUUAUGAAUAUGCCCAGAAGGGUUCAGUUGGAAGCCAUUUGCAUGAUCCUCAAAGCAAGGGUCAUACCUCGCUUUCUUGGAUCAUGAGGCUUCAGAUUGUACUUGACGCUGCUAGAGGUCUGGAGUACAUCCAUGAGCAUACUAAACCUCAUUAUGUGCAUCGAGAUAUCAAGACAAGCAACAUCUUACUUGAUGGAGCCUUUCGGGCAAAGAUUUCAGAUUUUGGUCUGGCAAAACUUGUUGGAAAAACUACUGAUGGUGAAGCUUCAGUAACGAGAGUUGUUGGAACUUAUGGUUAUUUAGCUCCAGAAUACUUGCAGAGAGGCCUAGCAACAAUGAAAAGUGAUGUUUAUGCAUUUGGUGUUGUUCUUUUUGAGAUUAUAUCAGGAAAGGAAGCUGUCAUACGAACAAAAGGCAUUGCAAUGGAAAAUCCUGAAAGACGUUCAUUGGUUUCUAUUAUGCUAGCAGCUCUUAAGAACUCACCUGACUCCAUGACUAUGUCAAGCAUGAAAGAUCACAUCGACCCUAAUUUGAUGGAGCUGUACCCCCAAGACUCUGUUUUUAAGGUGGCAAUGUUGGCGAAGCAAUGUGUAGAUGAAGAUCCCAUUUUGCGGCCAGACAUGAAGCAAGUCACGAUUUCCUUGUCACAGAUCCUUUUGUCCUCUGUAGAGUGGGAAGCAACUCUUGCCGGGAACAGCCAAAUAUUCAGCGACCUUGUUAAAGGAAGAUAAGUAUGGGGCUCAUUCCUCAUGAAUCCUCCUACUUUUGACAUCGUCCUUUUCAUGUUUAUCUCAACUAUUGUCUCUCCUAUACCUGUGUAGUUGCGUGUGUAUAAUUGCAUAGAGCUUCAACUGUUGAUAUAUAUUGUUUUAUUCAUAGGUGUAGUUUAUCCACUAUAUUUUCUUUCCCUUUCAUGAUGUAUUCUUUUAAAAUUUCCUUGGUGAGAAUUUUUGUUGUAAUGUGAGAUGUAAUGAUCGGAGUUAGACCACAAAAUUUAUUAUUAUGAGUUGCGAUUAGCUUGUUGAGUUUGUAA